Molecule: messenger RNA, 1353 nt
Organism: Coniosporium apollinis CBS 100218
Lineage: Eukaryota; Fungi; Ascomycota; Dothideomycetes
Exons: 6
Coding region: 1-1353 (450 amino acids)
Molecular function (GO): catalytic activity
Source: RefSeq, a predicted model, not a curated record
AUGGCAACCAGCAGAGUACGGCCGUGGGGCCUCGUGUGUAGGACAGCGCGUACCAAUGGCUUCGUUAAGCCGGCGUCGAGUAGUAGGCGGAGAUGUCUGGCGACAGCAGCGCCCGGAGCUGCUGAUGUCGCAACACUGCCGCUGGCUGGUAUCAGGGUGCUGGAUAUGACAAGAGUGUUGGCUGGUCCAUACUGCACGCAGAUUCUUGGAGACCUUGGUGCGGAGAUCAUCAAGAUAGAGCAUCCGACCCGAGGUGACGAUACGAGGGCAUGGGGGCCACCGUACGCCAAAUACACCGAUAGCAGCAAGAGUGGGCCAGGAGAGAGCGCAUACUUCCUUUCCGUCAAUCGCAACAAGAAGUCGCUGGGCCUGUCCUUCGCGCAUCCCGCAGGUGUCGACAUUCUGCACAAGCUGGCCAAAGACUGCGAUGUACUCGUCGAGAACUACCUGCCUGGCGCGUUGAAGAAAUAUGGCAUGGACUACGAGACUCUUUCAAAGGUCAAUCCGAGCCUGAUCUAUGCGAGCAUCACGGGAUACGGACAGACCGGGCCCUACAGCAACCGUGCGGGCUACGAUGUGAUGGUGGAGGCGGAGAUGGGCCUCAUGCACAUCACCGGCUCGCGCGACGGCCCACCAGUUAAAGUCGGUGUUGCAGUCACGGACCUGACGACCGGCCUCUACACCUCUAACGCCAUCAUGGCGGCACUACUAGGACGCGUAAGAACAGGCAAAGGGCAACAAAUCGACGUCGCGCUUAGCGACUGCCAAGUCGCCACUCUCGCCAACAUUGCGAGCUCCGCGCUCAUCAGCGGCCAGAAAGACUCGGGGCGGUGGGGCACAGCCCAUCCGUCUAUUGUGCCGUAUCGAGCGUUCAAGACGGCGGAUGGAGAUAUCCUGCUUGGAGGCGGCAACGACAGGCUGUAUGGGAUCAUAUGCGAGAAGCUCGGGAAGCCGGAGCUGGCAAAAGACGAGCGAUUCGUGACGAACGCUGUGCGCGUGAAGAACCGGGAUGAGCUGGAGAGGUUACUAGAAGGGGAGACGGUCAAGAAAACGACGAAGGAGUGGUUGGACGAGUUUGAAGGGAGUGGCAUGCCGUAUGCUGCUAUCAAUGAUAUUCAGGGCACGCUGAGCCAUGAGCAUGUGCUGGCGCGAGAUAUGGUCACGGAGGUGGAGCACCCUGCUUGCGGGCCAAUGAAGCUGGUCAAUACGCCAGUCAAGUACUCCUUCUCGAAGCCAAGUGUGAGGAUGCCGCCGCCAACUCUAGGUCAGCACACGGAGGAGAUUUUGAAGGAUGUUGUGGGCAUGAGCGGGGCAGAUAUAGAGAGUCUGAAAAGCGAGGGUGUAGUGGCAUAG